UAAUUUAAUUUGGACGAAACACGCAAGCAAGGAAUUUCCCGAGCCAUCAAAUCAGAAGCAAACUUACACAGCAAUCAAAUUCAUAACGAAAAUCACUGCCUUUUUUAUGACUCUUGAAUUCAAUGCUCCCACACCACCACCAACUUCACGUACCAGCUACCUUUUCCUUCCACGCCUCAAACUGCUUACUUGAUAUUCUUCACUUUAGCCCAUCAAGAAAUUAACCCACAAAAGGAUUGGAUUUUUCAUGGGUGGAGAAGAGAAGAAGGAUAGCCAGACUGAAAGAAGAAAAAACGAAAUUAUGGGUUUCGCAGUUUCUGUGAAGCCUUCGGGGUUUGAGCUGAUGCAGAACUGUGAUCUUCCGCCACCUUCCAAGUUUUUGAUGGGUCCAGAUAAGAGUAGGGUGUAUGACAUUGCAGGCAAAGGAGAAGAGGGUGAAAGGAAUAAAAUGGAGGUUCUGAAGGCGCUGCAAGCAUCUCAGACACGGGCCAGGGAGGCAGAAAAAAAGGCUGCACUUCUGAAAAAAGAAAGGGAGUGUCUUAAAAUUGUUGUGUUGGGGGAGGCCAUGCACUUGUUUGCAUAUCGGCAACAGCUGAGAUUGGUUGAGCUUCAACUUCUGCACCUGCAACAACAACAACAACCAGAUGGAGACGAAGAAGAAAGUAGUAGUGUUGCAUGGCUUCUGGCUUUGCUUCUUUCCUUUGGAAUUGGAGUCACCACCGCCCUUUCUUGGAGAUACUUUCUGUAGAUACACCCUCUGCUGCUAUUGGGAUUUUUGCUUUAUAUUACGUAUACACAAAUAAAACUUUGUAACCAAUCAAUUAUAUCAUAUCGUGCUAUCCAGAUGUGAUCAAUUCUAUCUUUCCGCUGAAAAAA
Vigna unguiculata (cowpea) is the source of this 876-nucleotide messenger RNA. RefSeq lists its product as uncharacterized. Lineage: Eukaryota; Viridiplantae; Streptophyta; Magnoliopsida; Fabales; Fabaceae. The record is from RefSeq and is a predicted model, not a curated record.